Molecule: messenger RNA, 11642 nt
Organism: Phycodurus eques (leafy seadragon)
Lineage: Eukaryota; Metazoa; Chordata; Actinopteri; Syngnathiformes; Syngnathidae
Gene: kif26ba
Product: kinesin family member 26Ba
Exons: 28
Coding region: 403-7239 (2278 amino acids)
Biological process (GO): microtubule-based movement
Molecular function (GO): microtubule binding; microtubule motor activity; ATP binding
Source: RefSeq, a predicted model, not a curated record
CUCCGCACAGUCAACAGGAGGCUCGGAGAGACACCUGGAUAAAGAGCCACGGACUGAACCGCGGCGUUCACCCGCCACAGAAUCCAGGUCGUGACUUCAUUUGGGCUGGUGGAGUUGGUCCAUUCAGGUGCUGGUUGUACCUGGUCAACCUGGUGCGAACGAAACGAUGGAGAAGCAGAGCUGAGACGGGUUCAAUUAGAGAUUCUAGGAGGGCUUUCUCUUAAGACUUUUUUUUUUUUUUUUUUUUCGGACAAAAUGAGGAGUACAAGUGGUUUGGAAGCGGCGCGAGGUUGCCGCCACAUUGAGGAGCUCUAAGUGCACUUUGCAGGGGUGCGUUGUUAAUUGAAUCGAUCCCACGGUUUUCCCCUCCUCCCUCCCCCUCCCAAUUUGCGCACCUUCAUCAUGACUUCACUAUCGGGGUCCAAGGAGAGAUCCGUGACCGGCCGGGGCAGAAAGUACACGAUGCCCGACACUUCCCCCACCAAAUCAGCCUCCUUUUUCCCGGACACGUGGUACCGAAAGGCUUACGAGGAAACCACCCGGUCAAGCUCCCGUCCCGCACCCGAGGGCGCUGGCUCUAUGCCCAGCUCUACGGGCACCCCUUCUCCUGGCUCGGGGAUCUCCUCCCCAGGAUCCCUCUCUGGAUCGCCAGGGACCAUCUCCCCGGGGAUUUGCACUGGAUCUCCGGGUUCUCUUGGUGGCUCUCCGGGGUUUGGGACGGGUUCCCCGGCCUCGGGCAGUGGAAGUUCUCCUGGGAGUGAAAGAGGGAUUUGGUGUGAGAACUGCAACACAAGGCUGACGGAGCUGAAAAGACAAGCGUUAAAACUCCUCAUCCCGGGACCUUACUCCAGCAAGGACCCGUCCUUCACCCUCCUCCUCCAUGAUAAGCUGCAAGUCCCCAACAGUUCCCGACGGGCAUGGAACGAGCACGACAGUCGCUGUGACGUGUGUGCCACUCACCUCACGCAGCUCAAACAGGAAGCCGUGCGCAUGGUGCUCACCCUGGACCAGUGGGAUUUGUCUCCCUCCUCGUCCCCUCCUCCCCUCUUUGGGUGCUACGCAUCCCAGGGAGCUCUAGGAGCAUCCGGAUCGAGGGAAUGGCCCUCCUUGUUUGUCCCUUCCUCUUCCCCGUCAUCUGCAGCUGCCGUUUCGCACGUCACUCGCCCUUCAUCGCCGUCACCUUCCCCAAGUCCCAGCCAGACCCCGACACCGAGCCCCAGCCACGGACCGUCCGCCCCUGCUCACGGGAGUCCUUCUGCUGGACAAAUAACCUCCGGUGUCCCCUUGAACCAACAAGUGCAUAGACUGGGCUCCAAACCCAGCUCACUGGGGCUUGGAAGUGGGAUGGAAAGACGCAACGGGUCCCCCUGUUCUGGAAAAUCAGCCGUGGCCCACCAGCAAACUGUGAGUGCAGUAAACAGUCCAGGGAAUAGCAGUACAAACAGCAGUAACAACACAGCAGGUCAUCAGCACAUGAACAGAACUAAUGGAGGAGUUACGCUCUAUCCGUACCAGAUCUCCCAGAUAGUGUCGGAGUCGUCCAGAGAAGGUUUGACCGAGGCUGCCCUGAACCGCUACAACACACACUCACCUUCGCACACCAACUCAACACCACACACAAACUCACCAUCACACACUGCGGCGACCACCAGCACGUCACAGAGCGCCGGCUCGUCUGCAGCCUCCUUCUUUGCCAGAGCUGCACAAAAACUGAAUCUAGCAUCCAAGAAGAAGAAGCUGAAAACCGCCACGACGGUGCAGCUGCCUGUGACAUCAUCUUCACCGACGUGCGACAGCCAAUUGUUCCCCACCAAUUUCAGCUCCGCCCUGUUAGCAGCCCCGCCCCCGGCUCCACCCUGCCUUCUCCGUGCGGCCAAUAAGAUCAAAGACACACCAGGUCUAGGAAAGGUAAAAGUGAUGGUGCGUGUGUGUCCGGCAUCUCAGUCGGACGCGGCAGAGUCUAGUUCUUUCCUCAAAGUGGACCCCAGAAAGAAACAGAUCACCAUCAUGGACCCGUCGGUCAAUCAGACGCCAAGUGCUGCCUCCCAGAAGAGAGCGAUGGGCAGCCAGGUCCCUCCAAAGAUGUUUGCCUUCGACGCUGCCUUCCCUUCCGAUGCGUCGCAGGCGGAAGUGUGCGCGGGAACAGUUGCCGAGGUGAUUCACUCGGUGGUGAAUGGAGCAGAUGGAUGUGUCUUCUGCUUUGGACACUCCAAGCUGGGCAAAUCCUACACCAUGAUUGGCCGCCAUGACUCCCUACAGAUGCUGGGUAUCAUCCCCUGUGCUAUCUCCUGGCUCUUUAAGCUCAUCAACGAGAGGAGGGAGAAAACAGGGGCGCGCUUCUCUGUCCGCGUGUCCGCAGUUGAGGUGUGGGGCAAAGAGGAGAACCUGAAGGACUUACUCUCUGAGGUGGCAACUGGCAGCUUGCAGGAUGGACAGUCACCUGGAGUCUACCUGUGCGAGGACCCCAUCUGUGGCAUGCAGCUCCAGAACCAGUCCGAACUGCGCGCUCCGACGCCAGAGAAGGCAGCCUGGUUCUUGGACGCGGCCAUUGCGGCUCGCCACAGCAACCAGCGUCCCGACACCACCGAAGAAGACCACAGGAACUCCCACAUGCUGUUUACGUUGCACAUUUACCAGUACCGCAUGGAGAAGACAGGCAAAGGAGGAAUGUCGGGAGGUCGCAGUCGCCUCCAUCUGCUGGACCUCGGCAGCUGUGAUGUCGGCGUCCUCGGAGGCGGAAUGGUCGGGAAGGCCAGGGAGAACUCUUCGCCCAGCUCGGCCCCUCUGUGCCUUUCCCUGUCAGCGCUCGGCAACGUGAUCCUGGCCUUGGUCAACGGGAGCAAACACAUCCCGUACAAGGACAGCAAGCUGACCAUGUUGCUGAGGGAGUCGCUCGGCAACAUGAACUGCCGCACCACCAUGAUCGCUCACAUCUCGACCUCCCCCGGGGAUUUUUCGGAAAGCCUCUCCACCGUCCAGAUCGCAUCUCGUGUCCUCCGCAUGAAGAAGAAAAAAACUAAGGUCACCGUGCAGUACACCUCCAGCUCCUCUGGAGGAGAGAGCUCCUGCGAGGAGGGUCGCAUGCGACGGCCCACUCAUCUGCGGUCUUUCCAUCACCGCGACUCCAACUCAGACUCACUGCUGCGCCUGUCCAGCGACCAGGACGAGCAGUAUUCAAGCAGCGAGCAGUCCUGUGACACGGUCAUUUACGUGGGUCCCAAUGGGGCCGCUGUAUCAGAUCGAGAGCUGACAGACAAUGAGGGUCCGCCGGAGUUUGUGCCGAUUAUUCCCACCCUGCUGCGAGCGAAAACAUCAGAGACGCAACAAAGUCAGGCGAUCCAGAAGCAGGUGCAGCCCGAGCCCGAGAGCCAGGACCAGCAAGGGGGUCUAUCUCAGGCCCAGCCCGCUCAAUCCGUACUUGGACAACCAUUGGCCCCCGUGCCUGAGGAGGGAGCCGAGUGCCUAAAAUGUAACACUUUUGCUGAGCUGCAGGAGAGACUGGACUGCAUUGAUGGCAGUGAGGAGGUGCCAAAGUUUCCCUUUGAGGAGGUUCUGAUCUGUAAACAAGGAUCCAAAGAUCCAUGUUUUCUUUCUGCCGAUUCAGUCGCACCUGCUGAGACGGCCUCUGCUGCUCCAUUGGAUACAGAGGUCAAAACAGGAGGUGCAGUCCAGAUCUCCUACUCCUUAACGGAACCUUCUAAGAGGAAGACAAAUGACGAGCAGCUGCAGGAUAUCAAGGAGGUGGUGGAGGAGGCGGAGCUGGCUCAGACCAUGAUCCACAGUCUGGCUCAGAGUUCUGGGUCUGCCCUCAUGUCUGGGUGCAGGAAUGUCACAGGAAGCAAUGCCUCGAACCUUCUUCACAGGGCCAAGGCCUCGCACCAGCAUGACGGUCGUGAGAGUCUGUCCAUGGGAGUUAACACUGAGGCGAAGACACGACCACUCGGAUCACCACGCCUUGGCAUCGCCAGCCUGACGAAAACUUCAGACUACAGGCCUCCAUCCUCGCCGUCUCAGCGGUGUAAAGUGUACACUCAGAAGGGAGUGAUACCAGCAACAUCCCCACUGUCUUCACACACUUUAUCUCAGGAUGGACAAGCAACUGAAGCUUUGACCUCUGACAACAGUCUGGCUGCAGACAGUGGCCGCUCUUCAACUGAGUGCCCGCUAUCCAGAACAUCUCCUCUUGGCAUGAGUCCACAAGUCAAAGACCCAAGGCCAUCUCUGUCUGCCAGCCUGGGCUCAGCAGAAACCCUCUGUGACGAUGACGUACCACAGAUACCCUUGGAUACACACAGGGAUGGACUAGCUGGACAUCACUUGCUGUGUGAGGCUCUAUUAGUACACAUGGGGGCUUUCGGAGAAGAGAAGGUGCUCGAUGACGCAGCCCUCAUAAUGACACAGAAUCAAACCUGCCGCCCGCCGAGCAUCAUCAGCUUCAAUAGCGACUGCUGCUCUGUGGACGCCCAGCCCGGCGGAGCCCUCACAAGCCCCGUUGAGGAUGGCGAUGCAGAGAGCUAUCAUGUGAUUGCAACAAGCUCUGGAGUUACAGAGGUUGUUGCCAAGGCAGAGGUGGCAAUGGCUAAACUGCGCAUGGACGGGGAUACAGUAGCCUCAGUGAUGUCCCCUCUCCCCUCCUGGAUGAGUGAUCUGAGUGGGUGCAGUGAGGGUGAUUACUCGCUCCACAGCUUCAGCCAGUCCCAAAGUCAGCAAGGGGAAGCCCUGUCUGAACCCAACCAAAUUUCCUUUGGACUGGAUGGGUCAGGAGAUAAUGGAAGCAGUGGAUAUUUUAGAAGAGGAGGUUUGGAGGGAGAGCUGUCAGAGAACAGAUGGGAGAAGGGAACACCAACCAAGGAACGGUUGAGAAAACUGCCACCAUCUAUGGCUAAAACGACCAUCCAGUCCUUGACAACACUUGGGAACCUCUCCACCUUCAAGACGCCAAUCAGUGCUCACUCAUGUGUAGCUAUCAAACAGAUGGCCAUGCAGGAACCUGCGAUCUGCUCCUCACCGACAAAUUUCAACCUACAACAGUUAGCUUCCAUUUCCAGUGAGAUGAGCUUUGAGGACCCCUGGCUGAUGCGUGGUAUGGAGGAUGGGAGGCCCAAAGAAGAGGUCAGGCCAGUGAAGAGGGAGACGGAGCAUUCAAAGAGCGAAUCGGGCCAGAAGAUUGAAGCAGCUGGCAAUGAGAACCUUGAGAAUUUCUGCAGGGAUGUUGAAGAUCAUGGUGGCUCUAGUGGAGGCGCAGAGGUGGUGUCAUCUCCAGACUCUCUAAAGAGAGUGGUGGAUGGCUGUGAGAUGGUCAAUGCUGUUGGCCAAGCAGAGUGCUACAACCCAGAAAUCCAUCGAACUGCCAGUCUCCCUCGUGCCUGGCACCGCCUGAACCGCCAGGACGGCUUAGAAAACACAAUGGAGUAUAAGUAUGUUGGUGCCACCUCUUCAACUCCCUGCAGUCCCCGUGCCACCCUUGACCGCAGGGGAUCAACUGGAAAACAAGGCUUUUUCGCCAACAAGAAGGGAGGGAUCCCCCCUUUACCACCUGUACGCAAGUCCAGCCUUGACCUGCGGAACAGGGCAGCCAGUCCACUACACCAGCCCAUUCAUGAGGUCUCAAUUGUGGGCAGCUCUUCAGAUGAUGCAUGUGGUACCAGACAACAUGACUCCAGUAUAGACAGUAGCAGACUCUUUAGUGCUAAGCUGGAGCAACUUGCAAGCAGAACUAACUCUUUAGGGCGAGCCCACAGUGGCUCGCACCACUAUGACUGCUUCUCUCUGGAAAGGGCUGAGAGCCUCAGAGGGGGAGGAUCGAAGGGAGACGGCACCAUGCCUCGUACCGGCCGCAGCCUCACUCGUGCCGGAAAUGGCUUCGGAGGCAGUCCUGGUCCGAGCAGCGCCCCACAGUCGCCUGCCAAAUCAAGCGGCCAGUCAAAGAUCUCAGCUGUCAGUAAGCUGCUGAUGACCAGCAGUCCCAAAGCCAGGAGUCUGUCUGCCUCCAGCACCAAGACUCUCAGCUUUUCGACCAAGUCUCUGAGCCAAGCCUCCAGUAGAAGCUCAAGCCUUCCCCCUAAUGGAAAGCCACAGGCCGCCAUUCAGGGCCCUGUGCAGCAGCAGGGACCCUCUCCUGCAUCCUGGUCUACGCAAUCUCUGAGCCGCAGUCGAGAGGGAAGUUUGGCUGCCAAGCUACCCCUGCGGGCAGUCAAUGGCCGCAUCUCAGAGCUUCUCCAAGGUAGUGCCGGAUCACGUUCCAGGAAUCAUGCCCAGGGAGGAGCUGUGAAUCCAGCAGAGGAGAAAGGGGCCGAAGGGGCAAGCGGAGGGGCACCGGUUGCAGGUGUUGCUGGAGGUGGCCCAGGGGAGGAAAGAGCAACAGCGGUCCAAACCCUUCCCUCUCCUUACAGCAAGAUCACUGCUCCGCGAAAACCACAUCGCUGCAGCAGUGGCCACGCCAGCGACAACAGCAGCGUACUGAGUGGUGAGCUUCCCCCGGCCAUGGGGAAGACGGCCUUGUUCUAUCACAGUGGAGGCAGCAGCGGCUACGAGAGCAUGCUGAGAGACAGCAGCGAGAACACAGGAAGUACGUCCUCUGCUCAAGAUUCACUCAGUGAGCACAGCUCGGCCACCACCUCCUCCAGACGCAGCUCCAAGAGCAACAAGAAGAGCAGGAGCAACGUUGGACACUUAGGAGGUCUCCAGCGUCGUCGGCUGAUUCCCGCACUGACCUUGGACUCAUCCACGUCUCCUCACCGCUCUGCCAAACAGGCUGUCACGUCCUCUUCUUCCUCCUCCUCCAGCCCAGGUGCAUGCUGGGUGGACGGACCUCUGGGGCCGCCCGCCGCCGGAACCCUGCGAGGUCCGUCGGCCACAGCGGAGGCCUUUGAGAUCAAAGUGUACGAGAUUGAUGACGUCGAGCGCAUGCAGAAGAGGAGGGACAAAGGCGGUAACAAGGGGAUGUUGUACGUCAGCGGCAAACUUCGCCUGCUGGAGCACCGUCAGCAGCGGAUCAGCGAGGUCCGAGCCAAAUAUCAGUGUUUGAAGAAAGAGCUGGAACAGACCAAACAGCACCUGAUGCUGGAGCCUCUCACAUGGACCACAGAGUUUGAGCUGCAGCAGGUCUACGAGGUGGAUUCACUGGAGUAUUUGGAAGCUCUGGAGACGGUGACAGACAAACUGGAGAACAGAGUGAACUUCUGCAAAGCUCACCUCAUGAUGAUCACCUGCUUCGACGUGUUGUCCAGACAUCGGUAGACGCACGGCGAGGCGGCGGACCGCUUCCUCUGACAAUAUCGACACCGCUCCCAAAUAAAGGCAUCUCGUCUGGGAUAUUUUAACGAGUCCUCGUGACGGACUGACCCGAUAGUCCUCACGUCUUCUCCACUUAUAAGUAAACGGAAGGGCAGGUGAUGGAUGAAUCAAUUAGAGGUGCACUGAGAUAGCUAAGUGGCCAUUGGGGAGAGCCUGCCUGUCAUAUGGAAGGGCAGAAGGGCUGAACAAGCCGUUCACGAGGAAGCGUUCAAACAACUUACUCGUCCCACUGAAACCAUACUGCAGUCUUUUUUUUUUUUUUUUUUAAUAGUACCUUAUAUACAGCUUCAUAAGAAGUACAAAACAAGAAGUUGGGGCUCACAUCAUUCCCUGUUGUGAAGUUUAAGAGAGAAAGUCAGAGUCAGAAGGACAAUUAUACGUGACGGGAAAAAGUGCCUUGUUAAAAUUUCAACAAUACCAAGAAGAAUUUGACUUUGUCAACAUAGCACGGUGCUAGGACAGUAAAACAUACAAAUGAUGAGUGUCUUUGAGGGAUUCAUUGUCAUCUCGAAACAUGAUGUGCAACUGUGGGUCAUUGUUUCCUUAUGUGGUGAAACAUCCUUAUGCGCAGGGUUCAAGCUAGCUGAGCUCUCGCACAUUACAUUCAUCCAACUGUGGACGUCUAAUAUUCUCAAAGAAUCCAUUUUCUACGGCGCUUAUCCUCAUUAUGAUCAUGACUGAGCUGGAGCCUAUCCCAGCUGACUUUGGGCGAGAGGACCGAUCGUCACCAUCGCGGGGUUUUGCAAUGUGGGAUGAAGCCGGAGUAGGCUGCAACCUCGAGGAGAGCAUGAUGAGAUUUGAACCCAGGACCUCAGAACUGAUGGGCAGAAGUGCUAACCACUAGCACUAGUCCUGCAUUUUCCCAUGUGAAAUUUAUUUUUCAUAAGGAGUGCGCAAUUUUCACUUGUGGAUGACAGCACUGGCAGCAUGCUGUUACCAAUUACACUUGCAUUCGAUAAGUAAGCAGAUCUGUGCCCCACCACACAGCUUACAGUGUAAAACAAAAAGUAGCACAUUGGUGCCUUGAGAUACAAGUUUAGUUCAUUCCAUGACCACGUUCGUAACUCAAAACUCUCUUUCCCCAAUGAAAUGAGUGGAAAUGCCAUUAACCAGUUCCAGGUAACCCUAUAAAAAAAAAAAAAAAAAAAAAAAAAAAAAAAAAGAAAAAAGUGUAAUGUGUUCUCUAAAUAAGGAAAAUAGCACACUAUAAUGUAUAUAACAAUGAAAUCGAAUGUAACGGAAUAAACAGUUUGCGAAUCAUGAUUAAAUAAGUCACUGUGGCCUCCUGGCCUCCACAAUCCCUGUUGUGUGUGACAAACAAAAAAGAGUUUUGACUUAACUACUGGAAGUGACUCAGUAAUCUGCAGUAGUAUUAGUCGUUUUUCGCAGACGAUAAAGAGUAUAUGCCUGUGAGUAUGGUUAUAUUGCCUGUCUACUUGUGUUGCUACACAAUUUAUAUUAAAACAUUCGCCUCUCAAAGGGUUAUACGCCACAACUACUUUAUCUGUGCUAGUGUUUAGCCCGUCUAUGGCGUUUUCUAUUAAGUGUUAGAAUUAGGCUAGCGGGGGCCUUCCUCAGGCAAAGUUGUUUGGUCGUUUCAAAUACAUGACAUGUAAUUCUCUUUGUUUUGUUUAGUUUGACAGUAAACUUUCACUGGGAGUGACAUUAAACACCUUACUGCCAGACUGCUGCUUGUUGUGUUAGUCAAAGUGAAAAAUAGGACGAUCGAUGGCUCACACCUCAAAAUAAAUACUCAAUAGUCCGGUCACUCUUAUCUCAAGGCAUCAUUGUGCUAUGUAUAUUAGUUAUCACACCGCCAAAAAAAAACAGCAAGGGCCUACAAACCUGACAGACUGAUUUUGUGGUUUAUUUAGAGCCAUCCCGUCAGGCUCAACUAACAACUCGAACCCUGCUUAUACAGGAUGGUUGCAUGUUCCGGACAUUGGUGAAGAGACUUACAUUUUGUGAUUUAAGAAAAGAAAAAAAGCUGAAAGAAUAAACGUAAUCAGGUCAUUUAUAAUACUUCAAAAGGGACCAAAAAUGCAAUGGAAUUUAAGUCAGCACACAGUGAUUAAACAGGUAAAAAAAUAAAAAUACAAAUUGAGGUGCUGUUUUAAGCUUGACUUUGUACUCUCAAACUUUCCUAUGCUGCUCACUGAUGUCGUAUGGAUGUGAUGAUUUUUCCGUGUUCACAAAGCAGUGAGACAUGCAGGAAUGUUUCUUUCUGCCUGGCGCAUCCAUCGGUCGACACUUGUCUGUUAUUUGUAUCUGUGUUGUUCAGCUCUACUUGUAAAGAAACUCAAUGACUUGUUAAUGUGUGUGUUUUAUAAUAAUUGAAGGCAAUGGGACCAUGUAGACAGCUAUAUUCGGCAUUACUGAGGAGACAUUAAACAACGUCACAGUUAGCUCUCACGUCUGUGGCUCAAUUAAGAUGAUGAUUUUCCUGGCAUUAUUUGUUGGAUCUGUAACACAUCAGCUAAUGAAGCCUGCCCACAGAUGUCAUUUUCACAAUUGGAGAACGCCUCAGAGGCAGUACAUUGGAUGAAGCCUAUUUCAUGGCUUAGUAGUUAGUCAUUACUAUUAGUAUCAAUUAGUCAUGGAAAAUAGAGUAGUAGUAUUAGUAUUGCAUUUCUAUAAUGUGAUUAUCACUGGCUGACAAAAGUUGCAAGUUUAGUCUCGAAAUUAUAAUAAGAAGGAAUUAAAGCCAGGAAAAGCCAUUGGGUUCAGCAGUCUAGUUAUGGCUGUCAAUGCAAAUAAAUAUUCUGAUUGAGGGGGGCGGGGGGAUAAAAUAUAUAUAUGACAAUGAAGAGGACUAACGUUAGGGGGAAAAGAUUAAAUUAGAGGCAGUGAUCUCUGCUGGGUUCCAUGUCUUUUACAUGAUUUUAUAGCUUUCUCUAUGGUGCUUGAAAUGUUUAUGCUCUAAAUGUUUGUACAAAUAUAAAUAUAUGAAAUGAAAGAGUCAGUUUGUGUCAGAAGUAACCUUUAAAAAAAAAUCUUUAACAUCAUUAUUGCAGCUUCGAUAGUUAACUACCCUCCCUCCUUCUCCUGAGCGAUUUGUUUCUCAGUGUUCAAUGUAUGCCAAAUUGGAGGAGAUAACGUUACAGUAGCGGUAAAUAUACUGGGUGAGGUUUGGACCUUUUCAUGAGUUGACUGCUGACUGAGUCAAAAGUCAUUUAUCUGCACAUGCCAAGGGAGACGGGAGGUCAUCUCCUGGGAGCACAGCGGAAAAACUAAAGUAUGUUUGAUAAACUGGCCUCAUGAUGUGUUUAUACAGAAGGUGUAACAUGGGAACGUUUGCUAUUUUCUCUCUCAUCGUGAAUCAAUGUCUAUUUAUUUCACCUCUUAAUGUGUAUUUAUUUAAGCCUUAUGAUGUUUAAAGGUUACGAUGCAUUUAAGAUAAAAAAGGAUAACUGUAUAUACUUUACCAAACAUGUUGAAUACACGAAAUAUACUGAUGAGCCCCAUAAUGAUUCCUACACUGGCCAUACUUGUUAAAAAGAAUACUUUUAGCUGGAACUGAAACAUAAAACAGCCAACCGAUGUAAGAAGUAUUUUUAAAAUGCUAUUCCCAUUAAUGUAUCUAUUAAAUAGCAUUAAAAGCAUUUUGGCAAUUUUUUCCAUUUUCAAAAUAAGUUCGAUAUGGCUGAAGUCACCAGGAUGCUUUAGAAUGGUGCAAAUCUUUAAAACCACCACCACCACUAGCAAUAGAAAGGCAGAAUGUCAUCUCAUUUGCCACUUUUUUAUGCCAAUUCCAGACAGAGGAUACCAAUUAAACACAUUUUAAAAAAUCUCAAAAUGCGUCCAGGGUAUGCAUUAUUUGGUGUUCAACUGUAUAUACUUUACACAUAUCAUUUAUAUAAUCACCUAUAAUUCCUUUUGGCCAUAUUGAGGGUUGAAGACUAAAAUGCUUCAAAUAAGUUUAAUACAUGUAACUGUACUAACCACAUCCUAGUGUGCUAAGAUGCCCACGUUUUGAAGAUGGUUAAUGGCCAACUCUCUGUCUGAUGUUAGUGGAUGUCAGCUUUCAGAACUAUUGGUUUAUAGGUUAUGAUACUAUUACAUAUCAAAAAACAAGUUAACCUACAUCUCGGAUUAUUUGCACAAGUCUGUUUUCUUUGUUGUGCUUUUUUUUUGUUUUUCCCCCCCCCAGUCAUAAGUGCCAAUCCGUGGAAGAAGUGAGUCAACACUUUCAUAACGAGUCGAGCUCAGCGUGAACAAUUCUGAAGUACGUCAAGUGUGAUAUUCUCCGUGCAUGAUUUGAGACUGGAACUGUCUUUUGACACAGUAUGUUGGUAGUUGAACAACGUGGUCGAAUGUAAAUAAAGGAAUGUAUUCAAUGAAUUUGA